This is a messenger RNA of Vigna unguiculata (cowpea), 1576 nucleotides long. RefSeq lists its product as uncharacterized. The record is from RefSeq and is a predicted model, not a curated record. Lineage: Eukaryota; Viridiplantae; Streptophyta; Magnoliopsida; Fabales; Fabaceae. Gene Ontology annotation, cellular component: membrane.
GGGAUGAACCCAUCUCAAGUAAGGAAUCUACAUUUUAUUGCCUUCAAAAAAAUUCAUCAUCAAUCUUCUUAUCUAUCUCACCUUAGCUUACACUCAUUCUUUCUCAUCCCACCUCACUUUCAAAUUUCUCAACAACAAUACUCAUGUCAAACUUCUGCUUCAGUUCUCAUAGCAUUACUUUGUGAAGUACCUGAUACUACAUUCUUUUCUAACAAUGUGCUAGAGUGUUGCAGUUAGAACUGAAUGUUAUAGUUGAAAAGGGUGAUCCAAUGCACGAGCCUCCACCACUGUGCCUAGUGUUCUAAGAAACUCAUCAAGAAGAAACAUUUAUUUCUGAAGCAAUUGAACAUAUCUAAUGAGUUUCUUAUCCUGGCCUUCUAGCCACUCAUGGCAACCCACCAUGAGUAGAGACACCACUGCCUUAAGUUACUGGUUGAAUUGGAGGUUCUUACUUUGUGCUCUAUGGAUUUUAGGAUCCAUGGCUCUAGCAUUUUUCUUGAUAUUCAAGUAUGAAGGAUUCAACAAAUCAAGAUCAAACAGUGGAGAAGAAAGUGAAGGAGAAGAAGCUGGAUUGUUACAUGAAGAUGAGGCAUGGAACACUUGUCUCAUAGGAAUUGAUCCUUCAUGGCUGCUAAUUUAUAGAGUAAUUUGCUUUAUUGUGCUUUUGGCUUUGAUCAUUGCCAGUGUUGCUUCUGAUGGAGCAGGCAUAUUUUACUUCUACACUCAAUGGACCUUUACAUUGGUCACUAUUUACUUUGGGCUUGGAUCAUAUUUCUCCUUAUAUGGAUGUUCCCUGAAACAAGAAAAAAUCAGAGUGAAUGGUCCUUCUUUAGAUGCAGAAGUUGGCAUUGGUACUCAUGAUAGAAAGAUUGCUUCUUUAUGGGGUUACGUUUUUCAAAUUAUAUUUCAGACUUGUGCAGGUGCUGUAGUGUUAACUGAUUCAGUGUUCUGGUUCAUCCUUUAUCCUCGUUUGUCCUCCUACAAAGAUUAUAGUGUUGAUUUUUUGGUUUUUUGUAUGCACUCAAUUAAUGCGCUUUUCCUCCUCGGUGACACAUCAUUGAAUUGCAUGAGAUUUCCAAUGUUUCGAUUUGCAUAUUUUGUGUUGUGGACGGCUAGUUUUGUGAUUUUUCAGUGGAUCAUCCAUGUUUGCGUCACACUUUGGUGGCCCUAUCCCUUCCUUGAUCUAUCAUCUUCGUAUGCACCCUUAUUGUACUUGGCUGUGGCUUUGAUGCACUUUCCAUGCUAUGGGGUAUUUGUUUUAAUAAUAAGGAUGAAGCACUUUUGGUUAUCAAGAUCAUUUCCUGCCUCUUCCCGUUUUGUUAGGUGACAACACUCUCCAAAAUGUUCAACUUACCAUUUUCCCAACAAAAAGUGAUUUUGAAGAUUAGAAUUAGAUUAUUUUCCGGCUGCUAUGUAAAUUCAUCCCUACCACUCUAACCCCUACAAAUAUUACGCGCAUGUUGGAUUUUACUUAUGUAACGUGUUUCACAACUAGAAGCAGCUUUUUAUAGCUUCUACAUCUUUUUUUUUUUAUAUUAGUUUUUUAACACAUUAUCUGAAAUGUUGCUUUAAACAU